Molecule: messenger RNA, 862 nt
Organism: Lepisosteus oculatus (spotted gar)
Lineage: Eukaryota; Metazoa; Chordata; Actinopteri; Semionotiformes; Lepisosteidae
Gene: faua
Product: FAU ubiquitin like and ribosomal protein S30 fusion a
Biological process (GO): translation
Cellular component (GO): ribosome; cytosolic small ribosomal subunit
Molecular function (GO): protein binding; structural constituent of ribosome
Source: RefSeq, a predicted model, not a curated record
UUGGCGCAUGCGCGUAGUAUUAAAAAGUAGGUUGCGUUUAUUUCUUCGCAAGCCACGAAGAGUCAUCGCUGCUGUAUCUUCUAGUUUGUAUUUUGUUUAACGGCAGUCUUAACUUUUAUAUCAUCCCGUAAUUACUUUCUGCGUUUUUCCGUUGGAGUCAAGAUGCAGCUGUUCGUGCGCACUCAGAACACCCACACUCUUGAGGUGACUGGGCAGGAGACUGUCCGAGACAUCAAGGCCCGGGUCCAGGCCCUGGAGGGGCUGUGCGUGGAGGAGCAGGUGCUGCUGCUGGCCGGCGCGCCCCUGGAGGAUGAGGCCGUGCUGGAGCAGUGUGGGCUCACGGAACACUGCACCUUGGAAGUGGCAGCCAGGAUGCUCGGAGGUAAGGUCCAUGGUUCCUUGGCUCGAGCUGGCAAGGUGCGAGGACAGACGCCAAAGGUGGACAAGCAGGAAAAGAAGAAGAAGAAGACAGGCCGGGCCAAGCGGCGUAUCCAGUACAACCGCCGCUUCGUGAACGUGGUGCCCACAUUCGGCAAGAAGAAGGGGCCCAAUGCCAACUCUUAAACCCCCAGCACUACUAGAGCAGCAACACCGGUGUGCUGGUUUCCAGUGGCUUUCUUGGUCAGACUCUGGACUUGUUGAUUCAACUCUUGUACUGCUUACAGAUUCUGCACAAAGACCCAUCUGCUAAAAAAACACGGAUAAAGAGAAAUUAUUUACUGUAGUUCAGUGCUGAAUUAAAAUUCCUUUUUAAUUUCACUCUAAAUUAAGAGUAUGAACUUGAAUAUGGUGUCAGUCACUGCUCUUGGUAGAUCAUGAGGUGUUCUUUUCUUAAAUAAAGUGCAUGAUAUAAUAUAUUCUA